Lodderomyces margitis is the source of this 1869-nucleotide messenger RNA. RefSeq lists its product as uncharacterized. The transcript has a single exon. The record is from RefSeq and is a predicted model, not a curated record. Gene Ontology annotation, cellular component: cytoplasm. Lineage: Eukaryota; Fungi; Ascomycota; Pichiomycetes; Serinales; Debaryomycetaceae. Gene Ontology annotation, molecular function: zinc ion binding; nucleic acid binding. Bases 1 to 1869 code for a protein of 622 amino acids.
AUGAAAACAUGUUACUAUGAACUACUAGAGGUUUCAUCGAUUGCUUCAGACUCCGAGUUAAAAAAAGCCUACAGAAGAAAAGCCCUACAACUUCAUCCAGAUAAGAAUCCAGGCAAUGUUGAAGAAGCCAAUCACAAAUUCUCACUUGUAUCUGCUGCAUACGAAGUACUCAGUGAUCCACAAGAACGUGCGUGGUAUGAUUCUCACAAGCUGAGUAUUUUGAAUGAUGAUGAUGUGGUUGAUGAUGGUGUAUCUCAUAUCCCAUCGAUUUCAAGUGAGGAGGUUUUACGGUAUUUCAAUCCUAGCAUGUAUUCCACUAUUGAUGAUUCGAUUCUGGGAUUUUACUCUAUAGUCAGUCGAAUAUUUGAGAGGUUAGCCCGAGAAGAGAUCCAGCAUGGUAAGUAUCAAAAUAUUGAUGAGUUUUACAGGUACAAAGAUGAUGAUAAUAAUGUGUACACUAUUGACUCAAGUUACUUGAAAUAUCCAUUAUUUGGCAACAGCCAUGCUGAUUACCUAUCGAUAAAGCAGUUUUACCAAAUUUGGUCAAAUUUCACCACUUGCAAACUAUUUAAUUGGAGACAUGAGUAUCGUUAUUCAACAGCACAAGAUCGUCGAACUAGAAGGUUAAUGGAACGAGAAAAUAAGAAAUUAAGCGAUGAAGCUCGAAAAGAGUAUAACGAAACAAUACGAAAGUUUGUUGGAUUCAUAAAGAAACGUGAUCCUCGAGUUAAAACAGCUCAAGAGGAAUUUAAUAAACAACAGCGUAAAAAACAAAUGGAAGAAAUGCAGCAGCAAAUUCUUCGUCAAAAGUUGAUGAAGCAAAAGACAAAGUUGAAUGGAGAUCAAGUAUAUCAAGAACAGAGUUGGCAGAAGUUGGAUGAUAAUGAAGUAGCUGAAUUAGAACAAAUGUUAGCUGAAGAGUACGAUCUUGAUGAAGUAGUGGUUGCCGAUGAUGAUGAUGAUUAUGAACCAAGUACAGAUUCAGAAUUUGCUAGCGAUGAUAAUGAUAAUUUGAAUGACGGGGAUGGAGGGGCUGAAGAAGUGCAUGAGUUUGAAUGCAUUGUUUGUGAUCGAAUUUUGAAAAAUGAACAGCAAUUUAAAAUCCAUGAACAAAGUAAAAAGCAUAAGAAAGCCGUAAGGCAGAUGAAAUGGGAAAUGAAACAAGAAGGGAUUGAUUUAGGUAUUGACGAGGAAGAGGACGAUGAUGCAUUUGAGACUGCGGAAAGUGAGUUUGGUGAGGAAGAUGAAGAUGUGGAGGAAGAAGUAGCUGAUGAUACUCAGGAUGAACCAUAUGUUCUUGAUGACAACGAAGUAGCAAAUGACAGUUUGGGAGGAGCUAAAGCUGAAACAAAUCACAAUCAUAAUGGCUCUGCCAAUGACAAGCAAGAAGAGAACGACGGACACAUCAAUUAUCUGAAGCUGAAAAAAGUCAAGGUUGAUCACGAUGUAUCCAAAGACGCAAAUUCCCCACCAGAAGCACCUAAACUCACCGAUGAAGAAGUGGAAAAGAACAAACUAGAAACAGAAUUAGCCAAACUACUCAACCAAUCAAAAUUGGAUGAUUCUGAUGAUGACUGGGAUACUGGAAAUAAAAAGGGCAAGAAAAAGAAAAAGAAAGCCACAACAAAAUCAAAAACUAGUUCAAUGUCAUCACCGCAACCACAAACACUGCAGGAUGCAUCAUCUAAAGAGACAACACCUAUGGCUUCUGGUGGUCAUGAGAAAUGCGUUGUUUGUGGUCAGUCAUUUGAAUCACGUAAUCAAUUAUUCCAGCAUGUCAAGCAAGAAGAUCAUGCUGUAGCUCCAUCCUUAGCAUCAACAGCUUCAUCGGGCUCUAAAUCUAAAAAGAAGAAAGCCAAACGUAAAUAG